GUUAAUCUCAUCAAAAGUAAGAGGAAGCAAAUCCUACUGGGAUGGGAGGUCUUUUCUUUGCAUAUUUCACUUUAACGAGCCAUUUCAGAGAUUGGGACCAUGAAGAAGUGGAGAUAUUUUUAUUUAAAAUUUUUCCUCUCUUCCCUCAUUGAGGUACGGAGCGGGGCAUUUUAUUCACCUCUGUAUCACUAGGUUCCCACAUCCACCACAUAUUUAAUUUAUGCGUGCUCAAAGAAUGGGCUUGGAAAUGUAGGUGCGCGUUACCAUAUUUCUCUCUUUGUUUCUACGCUUCCUGGGUGAAUUACCGUAUUUCCUGUCCUGUGGGCUCCCAAAACCUUUGGGGAAGGAGCGCACUUCGGGAGGCGCAUACAGGUGGGCCCCAUUUAUUCCCUUCCCUCUGUACAGCGGGUAACUACAAGGCGCUUUCCUCUUGCCCCUGGAGUCCUAUCUCCUCAGACCCAGGUCCGUUUCCAGCCGACCAAAGCCACCUGUACCCGCCGGCCGAGCCCCGCCCAGCUAGGUGGGCAAGGGGGCGGGGCGCGAGGGCGCGGUGACGCGUGACGCCAGAUCCCGGAAGUGACGCGCUCCUGGGGCGAAAAGGCGGGGGGGGGGUGGUGUCCCCGGCCGGUUUGGGGGGUGCGUUGCCCGGAGACGGAAAGUUUGGGAGCCGGAGCAGCCUCCGCCGCAGCCCUGGGAAGGGAUUCCAGGGGGCGGCGGCCCUGGGGAUGGGGAAGGAGCAGGAGCUGCUGGAGGCGGCCCGCACCGGGCACCUCCCGGCGGUGGAGAAGCUGCUGUCUGGGAAGCGGCUCUCCUCAGGCUUCGGGGGCGGCGGCGGCGGCGGCUCCUCCGGGAGCAGCGGCGGCGGCGGCGGCGGCCUGGGGUCCUCGAGCCAUCCCCUCUCCAGUCUGCUCAGCAUCUGGAGAGGACCAAAUGUGAACUGUGUUGACAGCACUGGGUAUACACCUCUACACCAUGCUGCUUUGAAUGGCCAUAAGGAUGUGGUUGAGGUUCUUCUGAGGAACGAUGCAUUGACCAAUGUGGCUGAUUCCAAAGGCUGUUACCCUCUGCACUUGGCAGCCUGGAAAGGAGAUGCCCAGAUAGUGCGGUUGCUCAUCCAUCAAGGGCCCUCACACACCAGAGUCAACGAACAGAAUGCUCUUGAGAUCAAAGAAUUCAAAAAGUACGGCCCCUUUGACCCUUAUAUCAAUGCCAAGAACAACGACAACGAGACAGCCCUGCACUGCGCCGCGCAGUAUGGCCACACGGAGGUGGUGAAGGUCCUCUUGGAGGAGCUGACGGACCCCACCAUGCGCAACAACAAAUUCGAGACCCCUCUGGACCUGGCUGCACUAUAUGGGAGACUGGAGGUGGUGAAGAUGCUCCUCAACGCACACCCCAACCUCCUGAGCUGCAACACUAAGAAGCACACCCCCCUGCACUUGGCAGCGCGGAAUGGCCACAAAGCUGUGGUGCAGGUCCUGCUGGACGCCGGCAUGGACAGCAACUACCAGACGGAGAAGGGCAGUGCUUUGCAUGAGGCUGCUCUGUUUGGCAAGACUGAUGUGGUGCAAAUCCUGCUGGCUGCAGGAAUUGAUGUCAACAUAAAAGAUAACCGUGGCCUGACUGCCCUAGACACUGUCCGGGAACUGCCUUCUCAAAAGAGCCAGCAGAUAGCAGCGCUUAUCGAAGAUCACAUGACUGGAAAAAGAAGUGCAAGAGAGGCCGAUAAAACCCCCACUUCCCAGGGACCUCUCAUCUCCAAUAUGGACUCCGUAUCCCAGAAGUCUCAGGGUGACGUGGAGAAAGCAGUGACUGAACUGAUCAUUGAUUUUGACACCAAUGCUGAAGAGGAGGGUCCCUACGAGGCGCUGUAUAAUGCUGUCUCCUGCCAUUCGUUGGACAGCAUGGCCAGUGGGCGAUCGUCUGACCGAGACUCCAUGAACAAGGAGGCCGAGGCAGCAGGAGUGAAGGCUGCUGGAGUGAGGCCUAGGGAACGUCCACCGCCUCCAGCAAAGCCACCACCCGAUGAAGAGGAGGAAGACCACAUAGAUAAGGAGUAUUUUCCCUUGACAGCUUCUGAGGUCUUGGCCAUGAGACCCUGGCUUCAGGGAAGUGCAGCCAGGGAAGAGGAGGAGCAUCCUUACGAGCUGUUGCUAACGGCAGAGACAAAGAAGCUGGGACCCGUGGAUGGGGAUGGGAAACCGAAAGACCACAGGCGGGGCAGCAGCAGCCGGAGCCAGGACUCUGCGGAGGGGCAGGACGGGCAGGUCCCAGAGCAGUUCUCCGGUCUCCUCCACGGCUCCUCCCCGGUGUGUGAGGUGGGGCAGGACCCUUUCCAGCUGCUCUCUGCCACUGGCCAGAGCCUUCCAGAAGGGUCCCCCGCACAGGGCGCCUGUCACGAGGCCAGCAUGCAGCUGGAGGAGACGGCUGUGCGCGCUCCUGGAGCCUCCCCGCCCAGUGUCCUGGACCAGAGUAAGAGAGCGGGUUACCCGGCUGGCCUGCCCACCACCAACAGCCAAUCGCACCCCGAAACUUUGACUCACACAGCAUCUCAACACCCUGGUGGUGCCGAGGAAGAAAGAGACCGGAGUGGGGCUAGGAGCCGAGCCCCUCCCAGCAGCAAACCCAAAGCUGAACUUAAACUCAGCCGCAGCUUGUCCAAGUCUGACUCUGAUCUCCUGACCUGCUCACCCACGGACGACACUACAAUGGGGAGCCGGAGCGAGUCCUUGUCCAACUGCAGCAUCGGGAAGAAGAGGCUGGAGAAGUCGCCCUCCUUUGCCUCGGAGUGGGAUGAGAUUGAGAAAAUCAUGAGCUCUAUUGGCGAAGGGAUUGACUUUUCUCAGGAACAGCAGAAGAUCUCAGGUUCACGGACGCUGGAGCAGAGCGUCGGGGAGUGGCUGGAGGCGGUGGGGCUGCAGCAGUAUGAGAGCAAGUUGCUUCUGAAUGGCUUUGACGAUGUCCGCUUCCUGGGGUCUAACGUGAUGGAAGAGCAAGACCUGCGAGAGAUCGGCAUCAGUGACCCACAGCACCGGCGGAAGCUGCUGCAGGCAGCGCGGUCCCUGCCCAAGGUGAAAGCUCUGGGCUAUGACGGCAACAGCCCCCCAUCAGUGCCCUCCUGGCUGGACUCCCUGGGGCUGCAGGACUACGUGCAUUCCUUCCUGUCCAGUGGCUACAGCUCUAUUGACACUGUGAAGAACCUCUGGGAACUGGAGCUUGUCAACGUCCUGAAGGUCCAUCUCCUCGGCCAUCGCAAGCGCAUCAUUGCCUCCCUCGCAGACAGGCCCUACGAGGAGCCGCCUCAGAAGCCCCCACGGUUUUCCCAGCUGAGAUGCCAAGACUUGCUCUCCCAGACAUCGUCCCCGCUGAGCCAGAACGACUCCUGCACCAGCCGCUCCGCUGACCUGCUGCUGCCUCCUGGGGACACGGGCAGGAGGCGGCACGACAGUCUUCAUGACCCUGUGGCACCUUCUCGAGCAGAGCGCUUCAGAAUCCAGGAAGAGCAGCGCGAAGCCAGACUGACCCUCCGGCCCCCCAGCCUGGCUGCUCCCUAUGCCCCGGUGCAGAGCUGGCAACACCAGCCAGAGAAGCUCAUCUUCGAGUCCUGCGGUUACGAAGCCAAUUAUCUGGGCUCCAUGUUGAUCAAAGAUCUUCGAGGGACAGAAUCCACACAGGACGCCUGUGCCAAGAUGCGGAAAUCCACCGAGCACAUGAAGAAGAUCCCCACUAUCAUCCUGUCCAUCACGUACAAAGGUGUCAAGUUCAUCGAUGCCUCCAACAAGAACGUCAUUGCAGAGCACGAAAUCCGGAACAUUUCCUGUGCGGCCCAGGACCCAGAAGACCUCUGCACCUUUGCCUACAUCACCAAGGACCUGCAGACCAGCCACCACUAUUGCCAUGUGUUCAGCACGGUGGAUGUGAAUCUGACCUAUGAGAUCAUCCUGACGCUGGGGCAGGCGUUCGAGGUGGCCUAUCAGCUGGCCCUGCAGGCCCAAAAGUCCCGGCCCCUGGGGGCCUCCGCCGCCGAGAUGAUCGAAACGAAAUCUUCCAAACCGGUGCCUAAGCCUCGGGUCGGCACGAGGAAGUCAGCAGUGCCGCCGCCCCCCGAUAGUCGCUGUUGUCACUGUCACACCUGCACCACCCAUCGUCCUUCUUACCUACCGCUGCCGUCUGUUAGUCCUGGAGUCAAGCUGGACCCGCCCGAUACAGACCCAGAUGCCCAGUCCCACGCCAGCGUCUCCUGGGUGGUGGACCCUAAACCAGACUCUAAGCGGAGCCUCAGCACCAACUGAGCCACUGAGGAACCAACUGUGCUGCGGAAACACAGACGUGGGGAGCACAGGCUCCCACCACCGCGGCCCCCACCACCGCCGCCGCCGCCGCCACCACUGUGUCACCUGCAGCUUCGAAGACCCAGGCCCGGCCUCUGCCGGGAGCAGCUCCACGGGGCUCCUUGGCCUGGUCCUGCCGCCACCAGGUCUUACAGAGCAAGGCGCAGUCCAGGCCUCGAGCAGAUGAGACUGGAACUCCAGAGAGUCAAGAAGUGACUUGUUCAGAAGACAUUUUUUAAUAGAAAAAAAAAUUUUUUUUUUUAGAAAACGAAUUUUUAAGACUCGGCUCAAAUCUCUAGGUUAAACUGCCAAUCUUCAGACAGAUGGCCAUGGGGUCGGAGGACAGGGGCGCCCCAGAGCGGCUCCGAGGCCGGCCGGCGCCGCCUUCUGCCCCCCGGGGAUGGGCCGUUGGCGCGGUCCGGGAGGCUGGGGGGGGGGGGUGGUGGCAGUGGCCUGGGGGUGAACGGAAAGCAGGCCCAGGUGGGUUUGUUCGAGUCUGCCUUUCAAACCCAACCCAGUCAGUUGCUGUUCCUUACGAACCGCACAACUUCUCGUCCCCAUCCGGAGCCGGACGCUGCCUCUGCAGUAAGAACAGGCCUCAGACGCACCUGGCAAAAGCAGAGACUCCCGGUCCGUGUCUGGGGUUCCAAAUGUGAAGGUCCAGGGGCCAGAUGGAGCCGAGCGAGCUGUGCCCAGAGCCAUGAAGUCGGGGCCGCUCCUCAGCGCCCGAGCCGGCGGUGGUCAGGGCGCCAGGCCACGCGCUCUCUGGCAACCUCAGACUGCCUGGGUUCAGUCAGAAAGAAGAAAAAGCAGCUUUGUUUCGGGCAUUAAUGGGUAGGUCGGCUAAGAUGGCUACCUGCCAAUUUGUGAUUUGUCUAAUCAGGUCUGUGUGAUUAGGACUCGCUUUGAUUCUCUGAAUUAUUGGUUUGACUGUUGUAUUUUCAGCUGCUGGAUUCAUCCCUGGCUCCAGGUGUAGAGAAGGCUAAAUAAGGUGACGGUUGAUUCGGUUCUCCCCCAGUGUGGCCUUCAGGGCCGACUGGGGUCCUGGCGCACCACUGCCACUUAAGGGCUCCUGCUGGCUUGCUUCGCUUGUUAACUUGGACUCUUGCUCUGUGCUCCUGAGGGUGGUAGAAGCAGACAGGGUAAUUCCUGUGAGGCCGAGAGGCAGAGCCGGCUGUGGUGCUGGCCCCACAUCUUCCAGAGUAGGGAGCAGAAAGGAGCCCUUCCUCCCGUGGGCAAUUCAGCAGACCUCAUGCGUUGCCGGCACGGGGCGGGCUUCCCCCGGGACCCACAGGCCAGGCUUUGGUGGGACUUCUUUCCCAGCAAGGGCUGUGAAUUGGAAUUCCCUGCGGGUUCCAUGCACAGAGAGUGCUCUUGGACACACUCACCACCCCAGUGGUGGCCAGGAACAGAAAGCCCAGCCCCGUCCUCCCGCUGCCUCAAAGCUGGGCCCCAGGGGCAGCACCUCCUCUGGAGCAGGGGCAGGGAAGCCUCCACUUUCCGGUACUAAACAAGGACCUCAACGCCUGAAGUCUGGCUUCGCUUCCUGCUUCUCCCAAGGCCCAGGAGCCUCCUGUCAGCUCCUGCCACGCAUGUUCUGUUCCCCGCCCCCCCCCCCCCCCCCCACCACCACCACCACCAACCCGCUGGCCCGCGAGAAUUGACCAGGGAACCCGAGAGGUGGGCGCCCUCCCCUCCUCUGCGGGGGCCUGGCCUCAGCUUAAGUGCGCCUCUCCUCUCCAGAGGCGGCAGGUCCAAAAAGCAAACUGUAGACACUACUAUGAGCUGUUCGAGCCGUCUUUUUGUUUUUAAAUCACACGUAGGUGUUUCCUCCCCUUGAAGCUGCUAUAUCUUUAUUUAUUCAGGGUGUUGUCAUAUUGGAAAGCCUUAGCUAGUCCUCUCUGGCUCUGGGUUUGCUUUUGAGAUUGGUUUAUUUCCGAAUAGUUGAGAAGGGUAGGGACUGGAUCUUUCUUUCCUUUUUACUUCUCCUCUGGGGCAGGUACUCUCUCUCCCCUCGAAAGGGGCGGUGUAACUUCAAGGACAGGCUUCGAGCAGAAAAGCCCCCGCUUCUGCACCAGAGUUCCACGGCGGGGUCUGAGCUGUGCCGGGGGCGGGGGUGGGGGCGGGGGACUAGGCAGGACCUGCGAGGGAGUCAGUACCUUCCCCGGCCCCAGCCCCCAGCUUCUCUGCUCGCCGCUCUGAGCCAUAGAACCCCUCCUGUCAGGCUCCGCGUCUGCCAUGCUCCACAUGCCUCCUGGGUCUCUAGCCUCAGAUUCUGGCGGCCGUUCCUCGAGAAGCCUCUGGCCGAGCUGGCAGCCAUGGUGGUGGCCGCCGCUCCGACAGUAGAAAGCUCGUCUAUCCUCGGUCCGCCUGCGAGAGGCCCAGGCCUGCGGCAUGACCGUCAGAAGCAGCUCGCAAAAGUGUUGUUGCUAACGGGGUGGCAACGGGACUGAAUUGUAAUAAAAAUGUUAUUUAAUCUUUGUCUCUGUAUUUUGAUACUUGAAUGAAUUCCCCUUUUAUUUUACUGUACAUAUAAUUGUUAAUCUGUCCGAUUUUGUCCGAAUUACAAACAUCUUGUGGUACCAAACAUAACGAAUCUGCGCAACAAUGUAGACUGACCUCACGACACGAGAGAGAGUGUAAAUAUUCCUGGGCUUCCAGCUUCGGUUUGGUUAUUUUCAUAACUGUACAAC
Messenger RNA from Zalophus californianus (California sea lion), 7024 nucleotides. RefSeq names its product ankyrin repeat and sterile alpha motif domain containing 1A (gene ANKS1A). The record is from RefSeq and is a predicted model, not a curated record. Bases 726 to 4292 code for a protein of 1188 amino acids. Gene Ontology annotation, cellular component: cytosol. The transcript has 26 exons. Lineage: Eukaryota; Metazoa; Chordata; Mammalia; Carnivora; Otariidae. Gene Ontology annotation, molecular function: protein binding.